AUGUUAAGUUUCCUCACCCACCCGGUGAGUUCGGAGCCAGGGGCCUCUGCGGCCGACGGUGCGGCAACUGCUGCAGCGCCGGCUUCGCUCUCGGCAGCGCCGGAGGCCCAGCAGGCGGCUGGUGACGCCCCCUCCGCUUCAUGCGCUACUGUCUCAUCUGUCAGUGCCUUCUCGGCAUCUCACAGUGGGAGCGCAGUUCUUCCGUCUACAGCAGACUCCUCUUCUCCGUCCUCUUCUCUUUCACCUGCAUCUCAGAUGUCGGGAGUUGCGGCUUUGAAUCAUCCUGACUGCAGUUCGGGUGCAUCUGCCUCCGCUCCUCCCCCUCCGUCCAUUCCUCCAGCUAGCACCGUUCACGUGGGAACCGCUGUCUCUGAUUCGUGUGGCGCGAUGGAGUCGGGUCAGAGCGUCGUCACUGCGCCGGCCGUGGAGACCGCGGCUCUCAAAGGGACAGCUGUCGGUGUCUCACCACGGGCGGUGCCUGUGCACCCGACGUUCGCAGCCGGCGGAGACGACGACGCGACUCUUUUGGGAGAGAAUUCGACCAACGUGGCUGCGGCUGACGCUGUCCUCGCCCAGCCGUUGGUGGAUACUGCGGCCGGAAGUUCCUCCGGCGAAGCGGCUGAGCGCUGUGCCGCCGUGAAUGAGGAUGCGGCGACGGUGAACCCGGCGUCUGCCGCUCUCCUGACUUUCUCCUCUGCGCUUCUCGGUGGAGGACAAACGACCAGCGCAGAGAUGAAGCAGGUUGCUGCGUUGACCGAGCUGCCGGGAGGCCUGACGAAACAGGAGGCUGCCGCUGCCAUGGCCGCAGUGGCGAGCGCCGCGGGGGAGACCUCUGAGGGCGUCCUCGCUCGGCUUGCUGCAGUUCUGCCGCUCUCGCCGGGGGCCGACCGCGCUUCAGAGAUAAACGGAGCUCCUGGGCAAGUCGGCAAUAACGCAGUGCCGGCGAGCGAGAGUGGGAACAAUGUGCCUGCGGCUGCGGAUGGCUCGCCCGUUUCCGUGGAUGCCGCGGCCGCUAACCAGAGCGGCUGUCCAGUCCCACAGGAGGCGCCGGCGACUGGCGGUGGGGAAAUAGCCGCUCCAAAUGUUCUGAGCGAGAAGACGGCGACUCCUGGCGAAGCUCCGCAGACCGCAGGACAGACCUUCUCGGAUUUGCUUCUCGAAGGCCUUGUCAAGGGGGAGCAGCAACAAGACGCCGGGGCAGCAGCCGCUGCGACACUCGGCUCGACACUAAAACCAGGAGGCCUAGCGGCUCCUGCAGCUGCACCGGGUGCCGCUGGAAUCGCGGUUCGUCUUGACGGCACGCAGGCUCUUCCAGCGCGGGCGCCGCUCCUAUCCUCGCUCUCUUCUUUGGAUUCUUUUAAACGACUUUGCUACGGGUCGGCAUCUCCUUCUCUCUUUGAGACUUUGAGCGCAAGUAACAGCAUUGAGCAACUGUCAUCACUUUCGUCGUUUUCUCUGCAAGCCUUGUCUGCGGCGGCCGCGUCCUCAGUGGAUGAAGCGGCAGCGGCUCAGGCUGUCGCAGCUGCGGCCGCCUCGACUCCGGCGACGACGGCAGCGGCGGUUGCGGCGUUGACAGGAGCCCAGGCGCCUGGUGCGGCCGCUCCAGCGGUCGCUGGUCUGGCUCCGGCUCUCCACCCUUCGGCCCCAGUCGAGGGUCCAACAACUUCGGCGGUGAACGCAGAAGUUGCCCCUGGCUCUGAGUCUCGGCCUGCGGAGGCGGCGGUGCAUCCAUCGACUGCGGCAGUUGCCGGGGACUCGGGGAGCGCCGAGGGAGCGCCGGCGGGCGCCGCCGGCGCAGCCGUGGCUCAGGGGACUCUGCCAGCGUCGUGCACCCCGGAUUCUCUAGGUGCGCUGGGCGGCCUGAUGACAGCCCCAGGCGCCGGCGCGGUAGCCCAAGCAGAAGGCACCGAAGAGGCGAACAACGUAGUCGCCAAUGCGUCGAGUGAAGGCGCACCCGCGGCCGCGUUCACCGGCGUUCCGGAGGGCGAAGCCGAGAGCGGCGCAAACGGCUCGGGGACCGCAGCUGCCGCCUUUUCAGCUGGUGUGGUUGGUGGCGCGACUGUCGCCGACGGCCUUGUCGCCACGAGCCCAACUUCGGCAGCCGCUGCAGCCGCGACAGCAGCCGGCAUGGGUUUCGCGAUGGACAACGUUACAGCUGCGUUGCAGGCUGAGCAGAUGCAGCGACUUCUGGCCGAAUUCGCGUCCUCAGAUGACCCGUACGCGGCCGCGAUGGCUGUCGGAGGCCUAGGCUGCCCGGCUCUCGGCGCGUCUGCGGCAGGAGCGGCGGGGGCCGGCAGUAGCAGCAGCAGCAGUGGCGGAGGUAUCACAGGAGCAGGGGCUGGAGCAGCGGGUGUCGCCGGCGACGUUGUCGUCUUGGACGAGCAGCAGAGACAGCAGCAGCUGCUGAUCCCACAUGAACACCAGCUGGCGGCUCUUACGUAUUUGCAAAGCAUGGAAGGCAUGACCGACGCGGUGAAUGGCUCGCUGUGGAUGCCAGGCAUUCUGGGGAGCCGGCUCGGCGCGACCGGUUUUUUCCAUUCUCUGUACGACUUUGCAAAUACGGCCCUGGCCGCGGCAGCGGUGGCGGCGCCUGCGGCUACAGCGGCGGCGGCGCCCGCGUGCGCCGGGGCGACGCCUGGGGCGGCGGUCGGGGCUGCUGUGCCCUCCUCCGCGGCUGCGACGGAUGCGGCGGCAGCCGUCGGCGCCCUCGGUGCGGCCGCUGCGACGACCGGUCGAUCGCACCGAAGGGGUGGGGGCCACGCGGUGGCUGGGCGAGGCCGCGGAGGCGGCCCUAUUGUCUCACCCGGGGUCUCUGACGCACUUGCGUGCGUCCCUGGUGGAGUCUUGGGCGCCACGACCGAGGCCUUUGCGCAGGGCGCUGCCGACCCGACCGCCGUCGCAGGGGGGGAUGCCGCUGCGGCUGCGGCGGCCGCGGCAGCCGCGGCUGCGGCAGCGUGGGGCGUGUACGGAGGCAUUCCGCAAGCAGCUGGAGUCGGCGAUGUCGCUCUCACCGGUGCCGAAGCAGUUGCAGCUGCCGCGCCGCCUGUGAAACGCACACGAGGGAGGCCUCGCAAGCGUCCUGCAGAGAACGCCGCCACCCGCUCAGGCUCCCUCGCGGUCAAGCAAGAAGCAGGGCCAGCGGGACUGGGCGCGGCCGCCUCUCCCGCCCUCGGCGUGGGCGAGGAUCAGAAACUGGGCAGCGUGCCAGGCGUCGACGCGGCGGCGGCGGGCAGUCCUGCAGCAGCUGCGGCGCUGCAGCGGUCACGGCAGCAGCUGGGGGCGACACCGGCCCCCAAGCGGUAUCGCCGCGGAACGAACAACCCCGACAGCGGCUUCCCUGGCGUAUCUUGGAACAGCCGCAUGCAGGCCUGGCUGGCUUUUUACGUGGACAAAGAAGGGACGCGCCGCAGCCACACCUUCAAGUGCAACAAAUUCGGCGGAAUCGAGACGGCUCGCGUGGAGGCGAUCGAUUGGUUGAUUCGCAAGCGCGGCGAGCUGCAGGCGGAGAGCGAGCAGCAGCGCCAGCAGCAGGCGCAGCAGCAGGCGCAGCUUCAACAGGUCCAGCAGCUCCAGAACGUGCAGGCGUCCACGGCGCAACAGCAGCUCCAGGCUCAGCUGCAACAGCAAACCCAGCAGCUGCAGCAGCUGCAGCAGCUGCCCUUCACGCAUACAACGCCUGACGGCCGUCUCGUCGGCCUGGGCGUCGGCUCAGAUCAACAGUCAGAUCUUCAGCUCCACCAACUGCUCCAAGAGGAACUGCUGCUUCAGCAGCAGCAGCAGCUCCUCCUUCAGCAGCACGCAGAGCAGCAGUUGCAUCAGCACCAGAGCGGCGGCGCGACCUUGUCGGCCCUGGAGGCCCUCCAGCCUUCUGCGGAUGCGCUGGUCUGUGCGAUUGGCGGCCUUGAGAAGGCGGCGGAGGACUCGUUGAUGGCGCAGCACGCUCAGCAGGCGGCUGCAGGAGGUCUGGAAGGCGCCGGCGGAGAAGAAGCUGCGGACAAGAUGGGCGUCGUAGGGGUCGUUGACCCUCAAACGCUGGAAGGCGCGGAGCCGCAGCUGCAGCAGCAAGCGCCCCCUCAGGCGGACAUGGGGGCGCAGGAAGCCCUCCACGCAACGGGAGAAGUGUCUCAGGAACAAUGGACAGGAGCCGCCGCAGCCUCGGGAGCCGCACCGGGGACGGAGACCAUGGGGGGCGCGGCCGCGAAGGGCGGCGAAGGCCUCGGGCUCGAGAUGCAGCCGGGACAAGAGACCGUUAUGCUGGCUGCUCCGGUGAACAGCGAGGAGUUCCUGCGGACGAGUGGAGAACUCGGCGGAACUGUCGGCGAGCUCCUCGGCUCCCUCCAGGAGGGUGGAGCUGUCGACCCGACUGCCGAACAGCUCGCAUCCUCUCUGGACGCAGGAGUCACCGGGGGGGGCGAUGUGGCGGGCGUGGAGGCGCCGCCGCUCGCGGGAGAGAUCGGCACACCCGCUGGCGUUGGCGAAAAAACGGAGCCUGAGCAGACCCCUGCCGCUGUGGAAGGCGCCCUGUUGUAG
Molecule: messenger RNA, 4530 nt
Organism: Besnoitia besnoiti
Lineage: Eukaryota; Apicomplexa; Conoidasida; Eucoccidiorida; Sarcocystidae
Product: AP2 domain transcription factor AP2XI-3
Exons: 5
Coding region: 1-4530 (1509 amino acids)
Biological process (GO): regulation of DNA-templated transcription
Molecular function (GO): DNA-binding transcription factor activity
Source: RefSeq, a predicted model, not a curated record